AUGCACUGUCAAGCCGAGCUGAGACUCACCAAUCCCGGGCAGCUGAAAGCAGCCAGGCGGCGCUACAAGACUUUCAUGAUCGAUGAAAUUCUUUCCAAGGAAACUUGUGAUUACUUCGAGAAACUUUCUCUGUACUCGGUUUGUCCAUCUCUCAUCGUCCGACCAAAGCCAUUGCAUUCAUGUUCGGGUUCAUCCUCUCUAAGAGCCUAUCCUCUUCUCUCUGUCAUCACACGCCAGCCCCCAAAUCUGCCACACCUUUCCCAGCCCUCGCCCCCUCCACGGGUACCCCACCUUCCCAUCCUUUCACCCCAGCACACCCGCUCAGCAGAGCCAACCCCCAGUGAGACGCCCGUCAGCAUCAGCAGCGAAUCAGAGACUGAGCACAGCACCCCACGUCUGAAGAAACCACGUCGCAGCCGCACCAUUUUCACCGAGCUCCAGCUGAUGGGUCUGGAGAAGAAAUUCCAAAAACAGAAAUAUCUGUCCACUCCUGAUAGGCUGGACCUGGCUCAGUCAUUGGGUCUAACCCAACUGCAGGUGAAGACUUGGUACCAAAACAGACGUAUGAAGUGGAAGAAAAUGGUGUUAAAAGGAGGACAAGAGGCACCCACCAAGCCCAAGGGAAGACCCAAGAAGAACUCCAUCCCCACCACGGAGGAGAUUGAGGCAGCGGAGAGACUGGCAGCCAAGGUGGCGGAGGAAGAGCGGCUGAGGAAUGAGGCUCAGUCUCAGAUGGAGCUCCAGGCCCAGGAAGAAACCCUCCAGUCUCAGCCCCAGGACCUGAGCUCCAACGCUGGGGUGGUCGAGUCCAACGGCUCCCUGGCCCUGGAGGCUCCAGACCGAGAGCAGGUUCAUUCACAGCCGCCAGAGACUCUCACAGCCAGCUAA
Molecule: messenger RNA, 888 nt
Organism: Chanos chanos (milkfish)
Lineage: Eukaryota; Metazoa; Chordata; Actinopteri; Gonorynchiformes; Chanidae
Gene: barx2
Product: BARX homeobox 2
Exons: 4
Coding region: 1-888 (295 amino acids)
Biological process (GO): regulation of DNA-templated transcription
Molecular function (GO): DNA binding; DNA-binding transcription factor activity, RNA polymerase II-specific
Source: RefSeq, a predicted model, not a curated record